GAAAUGUUUUUUCCAUCUUUUUGGCUUCGAAAACAGAUAGAAACCGCACCAUGCAGCACAACACAGCAAGCAACCUAGCAUGGCCCCGUCCGAUCCCUCCCCAGCUGCAGAAAUCCAUUCCUCAUUAUCCUUAUCUCACUGCUGGAGGGUUUAUCCUCCACCGGCGGAACGGCCCGUCCGGAAUAUCAAGAAGAGAAGGGGGAAGUGCCAGGCAUUGUCCGGGGAGGGAAGCAGCGGCAAAUACAACAGCAAGGGCGAAGACAAGAAGGAACCACCGGAUAACAACCCGGAGCACAAACUCGAAAGGAACUCGGAGCCACAAGAAAUCACGAAGGCGCAGCCAAAAACGGAAUUCUGGCGGCAAAAGCAGCAACACUAUCAAUACACGUAUCCCUAUCAAGUCGGCGAUGCCGUGCUGAUGAUGGUUCCGCGAGCCACCACAGACAUACAAACAGAAACACAACUUCAAACGGUACCGAUGCCAGGACCAACCACCGACGCCGAGCAACCACCAACAAAGAGGCAAAAAAUAGACACUUCAAGAGACGAUCUUACCGUUGCCGAUAUUUCAGCAGAAAAAUUACCACGUGAGAGAGCGGCGGCCACUGUUGGAGGUAACAUCACUACCAACGGAAAUUGUGGCCAAUCCACUUCCAGCAACAGGAAUAGCAACAAUUACCUAGUAUCGGUACCGGGGAGGGUGGUUCGCAUCACAAGCGACGAAAAAAAGGGGAGGAUGGUGCAUGUGCAGCUUACGGAUCCGGUCGGCACCACCAGGGUUCUUUCUCCGAAAGAGCAACGAAAGAUCCUGCAGCCCAACCUGGCAGAGACUCCCGAGCAAUCUCCAACCGCAUCGAAGCCAACCAAGCGCACCACAAUCGUUCUCGUUGAGGAAACGCUCCCCUUUCGGAGGGUGGUUCGGUAUCAACUUCACAGCAAUGCCAUCGCCAGCGAUCGUGUCCUCGAAAUUGGGUGCUCGACCGGAGCUCUCUCCCAGCUGGUAUGGAAAAACCACCGCUAUGGUGCUCUUCGCAACGCAAACAAAAAUGACAAGGAAGGAGCGGGAGCCUCCUGGAUCGGGAUGGACCACUCGCAGGAAAUGAUCGACAAGUGCGCAGAGGCACUUGCGGCACACGAGUCUAGAGCUGUUCCGGGGGAAGAACCGCCCUAUUCGACAAAGCUCGUCCGGGUCGACGCACUGGCCGAGCCCCAGAGGGCGGUGCGGGAGGUAGGCCAUCCACCGACGGUGGUUCUGAUCGAUAUCGGUGGCAACCGGGAAUGCGGACCCGUCAUCCAAACCAUAUCCUGGGUCCUGGAAUCCUUUGGAAAAGUCACAUCCACGGCAACGCAAGGUUCCAGCCGCAAUCCCUCCCUCCGGAUGGUAAUAGUGAAGAGCCGAGCGCUCGUCCGGCGACUGCUUUCCGAGUGUUGUCCGACGGGUGUGGGAGGGGACCCCAGCCUCCACGCAAACGGGACACACCUGGAUUCUGCCAGGGGGCUGCUGUGGAACGGUUCCGAGUGGUUCUCCUCGGCCCUCGAGCGCGACGCCAAACAGCGGGUCGAAUCCGCAACGGUGCAGAACCGAUUCAAGCACCCGCUCCGAGCACCCAUGGCAUUGUCUCCGGUCGAUGGGAUUACCCCCAUCUGCCGCUACCACAACUACCACAGAGACGGAUGCCGGUGGUACAACAGCCUAAAGGACGAGGACGGUCUCACACCUGCGUGUAGCAUCGUUUCGGCCGAUGUCAAAAGCGGCAGUUGCCCGUUCGACCAUGACCAUUGCCACGCAUGCCUACAAAAAGGACAUAUCGCUAGGAAUUGUCCCUUGCUCGAGAAUCAGUCGUUCUAUUAGUUAGGUUGAUCGACAAACACAUGCAGACGUUGUAUAGGGACUACUUUUCUUAUGAUUACAACAUUGGUAUCAUUUCAUUCUAUGUCACCAUAGAAUAGAUCAAAAAUGAUAUUGUGGAAGUUAGGUGUUCGCUUUUGAGGAAUCUCGAAUGCUGUCGACGCACCGAUCUUCAUAAUGCAGGGAGACAACUGGGAUGAGUAGAAUCUUUGUUGCCAUCGGUGACAGUGGCUGCGACAAUCGCAGCAAAGGAUGAAAGAGUGGAAGUCGGCGAUAACUUUUGGUUUUUGAGAUGAUCCUCAAUCGUUGUCCACUCGAAGGAAGAAAUGCGAUCGAAUGGUUCUGCUGUGUUGAACUGAACCUUCAAAACGGCCGUCAUGAUGUUAAUCCUCUCCAUCGUAUAAAUCUUUGGGGGUGAGCUACGACUCACCGUAGCCUUCUCAAAAAUCAAUCUUACGUGAGCAUAACCAAUUCCGUUCUUACUAAUUGCGAUACUGUCCGUCCCGUUCUCGAUCUCGUACAGAAAGGUCGAGUCAGCCGGCGAAGAUGGUAACGGAAGCGACUGCGGUGAAGAUUUAUACUCAUCAACUACAACUGGCGUCUUCGGUCCAAACAUAGUUGAGGCAACACGCAUUCGUAAUUUUUCAUCCCAGUAUUUCAUGUGGGCGACUGCCAAGCUUCCGGCAGCACUGACGUCGUCGUGCACGUUGAUAGGAACGGCGGACUUCCGAACGUGAAAUUGAAAAUUGACCAGUGGAUCAACUACCGUGUUUUUCAAUGACGAUGUUAGCACUAAACUGUCUUCGGUAAUAUUGCCGUUUAGCAUGUCUUGGCGAACGGAGAGGAAUGCCUGCAAACACUUGAUGCGUUGAUCAUGAAGUUCUCUCGAUUUGAGAAACUGGUUCAAUUUGACUUCGCAUUGGAGUAGCUCGUUGUAGCGAGUCUUCUUGCGUAUUCUGUAAAGCACGAGACACAGAGCAGAAAAUUAAGAGAUGAGAGUACUAUUAUCCUACCGACUCCGAUCAUUUAUUGUCUUGACACUUCGUACCUAGUACUCUUUGCAUGCUGUCGGUUGCGAGUUCGGGUUAAUUCCUCCCGUUCAUUGUCGCUCAGAUCGUUUCGCUUCUUUCCACGUUGGUGUUGGGAUUUCAAGGCUGCCUGAACUUUAUCCAUACUUGCAGUAGACAAUUUUGGUCCCUUCUUAACGUUUCUCCGAGUAGGAGAGAGUGACGGAGCACGAAUACGAGUACCGAUGUUUCUGUUCUUUUCUAUUUCUGACGAUGACAUGAUGGUUGAGUUAACUGGGGAUGGAUGUCUCGUUGCUGGUGUUGUGCCAUGCAAUAUCGAUUUUGGUUCGAACAUAAAGUUACGGCUGUUUA
Messenger RNA from Pseudo-nitzschia multistriata, 3228 nucleotides. Lineage: Eukaryota; Bacillariophyta; Bacillariophyceae; Bacillariales; Bacillariaceae. The record is from the annotation of a GenBank genome assembly.